Racocetra fulgida is the source of this 555-nucleotide messenger RNA. Lineage: Eukaryota; Fungi; Glomeromycota; Glomeromycetes; Diversisporales; Gigasporaceae. The record is from the annotation of a GenBank genome assembly.
AUGAAAGCCUUAGGGAAUCAUCUUGGUCUAGACCUUGAUUUUUUCAAAGCGGUUAACAAAUUUGAUGAUAAAGCGCUUAGCAGACUUAAUAUGAGUGAUUUAGCCGCUGGUCCUAAGGCUUGUUAUCUAAGUCAUUAUUCAGUCUUUGAAUUAAUUGUCAAAAACGGUUAUGAAAAUGCUGUAAUUUUUGAAGAUGACGUGGAUAUGGAGCUUAACAUUACCGAUAUUAUGUCUGAAGUUCAUCAUAAUUUACCUAAUAAUUGGGAUAUGUUAUAUCUUGGACAUUGUCAUGAGAAGGGUGACAAACUCUUUAAAACCAAUUUAACUGUUCAUGUAUUACAUAAAUCAGGUUAUCCAAAAUGUGCACACGGUUAUGCUGUUUCCGCUAGAGGCGCUAAGAAGUUAUUAGAAAAACUUAAAAUUGACAACACAACAAAUAAGAUUGAUAGGGAUAUACCUGCUCUUAUUAUGUCUGGAGAAAUAAUUAGCUAUUCGAUUUAUCCACGAAUUGUCGUGCAGUUUAAAGGUGUUAAUGACCUAUCAGAUGUUACUCCG